GGCGAUGCCUCCAGGGCCUCUGCUGCGCCUUCCCCGGGAGGCCGCGGGCGGGCGCUUCGCAUUCCCCAUGGGCCGGCCGCGGGGAGGCUCUCCUGCGCGUGGCUCCGCUGGAGCGGGCACGGACGCGCUGUUCCGAGCGCAGCCCUCGCCUUGUCAGGAAUUUAGCCUCCAUUGUUCGUAUUAAACCCAUCUUGAUGGGUAUACGUGGUCUAAGGCACAGCGGAUUUGGCUCUGAGCGCUGUUUUGAUGUACCGAGUCUGCCUCGGGAGGGGCCCUUGGCGUGGCGCUCGAGUUUCACCUGAGCAGGCAUCCUAGGGAAGCAUGUUCAGGACUGAAGAGAAUGCCCUGCGCCGGUUCAGGGAAACAGUGCCAGCUAUAUGCUUACGGUCGUGUUAUGGUUAAAGCUCCUUCAGUUUCGGUAUUCGGUUGUACGUCGCUGUUUUUCUUCUCCGUUUACAAAACAUUAGUUGAGGUUAUCAAUGGGCCGAGUGAUCCAGGCUUUUCAGGUGAGGUGAAGGUGAAGAAGGGUGGUUUGUUGGUCUUUUUAAUGUAUGUCAUUUCUCCGGAGAGCUGAGUGAGAUAUUAUCUUCUGUGAUUGUGUCAUAGGUUGUCAAAUUCCCAGUGGCAGUCGUAGAUUUCACUUUCUUUGCCUUAAGUGUUGGUAACUCGCUUCUUACCUUUGGGAGUGAAAACAGUAUAAAAACCUUAAGAGUACUGUAAACAGUACUGGUUUGGAAACAAUGUUAUAUUUUAGAUUAAGACAGUGUUUAGAAAGACGGUGCUUAACCAAGUCCUUGCUUUUUUAUCUGAGUUAUUUUCAUCCGUUAAUUUUCUUUUUUCUUUCUUUGUAAUUUGAACAGAUUUAGUUAAGAGUGUUUUGGUUGAAAUAUAUGGCAGUAUAUGAAGAGAUCAGUUGAUAGCUUUUUGAAUUGAAAUAGUGGAGCUCUUCAAUAUUCUGCCAUAUUAGGUGUAUGUUUGUACUUAAGUACUGGUGUGAUUGUCUAAAUGGAUUCUGCCAGUCAACAUAUAGUAAAUGGUCUGUUGUGGUUAAUACUUCUUUGGAAAUCUCAUGUCAAGUCGUUUCUUUUUUUUAUUCAUACACUACUCAAACUCCCAACAAAAUAGUUGUUACGCUGUGUGCAGGCAAUCCUUUGUUCCUUAUUACUUUUUAAUUUACAUUUUCUUUUUUUUGGUAGAGUUCAACUGUAUCAGUGUGUAUAUAUAUGUACAUACAGACAAUAUUUUAUAUAUAUAGUAUAGUUAGUUACUGUAGGUGACUGAGGCCAAAGUGAUUUGAGGUGAAGUUACUUGGACUUGCUCAGUUUCCACUGUUACAAAGUGCAUCUAUAUCAGUAGACCUGCUUAAACAUGAAGUUGAUGUUGGCUCAAUCUGCCAGCUAGACACAGUAAUAGAGGUGUGAGAGCUUAGUUAAGAAGUCUCUAUCACCAGUCUGUUGACAGGAAAUUACGGCGGUGAUGAUAGCAACAACUGUUAUUAUUAGUAUUGAAAUACGUCACCUCAUAAAGCAUCUUUUAGAGAACUAUAAAAUUGCAACAGUUGGAAUGACAUAGUUAUGCUUAUCACAAUAUGGAAAGAUUAAAUAUCAGAGGAUGUGGCUUUGUUAACUGCCUUUUUUAACAGCUGUGAUUUUGGAGAGUUUCACAAUUCAUGGUUGAAAAUUUUACAGUAACUUAAAAAAGACUGGAAAUUAAUUUUGUACUUUUACACUGCAUGUUGCUCUUUCUGUAAUCACCUCUCUGUAUCUUCAUUUUUUCAAACAUCCUAUCCUGAAAAUUUCCUUAAGGGUUAGGGAAGUUGAGAUGAAAGUUAACUACUUCUUUAAGUUAACUUUUAGGUGGCUUGAGAACCCACCAGUGAUUCAGUAUAUAAUCUACAGGUGUAUAUCACAGAUUGAGUGAAAUAACUGGAAUUUUUCUGUUCUUGUUUUAUUACAAAAAUACACUGGAAAGUCAAGAAAAUGACUCUUAAAAAUCUGAGCAAAGCUGGAUCCAGAACGUCUUCUCACAAACGACCAAGUAAUGUGAUAAAUAACAGAGGUGGUGAUCUGGUAGCAGGCAAAAGAAAGAGUAAGUAACUGCAAUUCCUGGAGAAGGCUCCAGACUGCCAGCUUGUGGUGAAUGCAGCAGCACUGGUGUGGUGGUAGUCUAAAGAUACAGAUUUUCCAUAAAGGUUGCAGUCUGAGGUGUAUGUGAAAGAACAUAGUAAUUUAGGAAGACAGAUAAUUAGGAAAAUCUGCAAGGUAUCCUCACAGGAAGAACUCAAAACUUCCAUUAUUUAACUUCAGAAGAGUAAUUUUUUAAUGUGAUUUUUCCUCCAUUUAUGCAUUUACAAUCUUGUUAUCUGUUUCAGAUAUUGUGAAUAAACAUCUUUAUUUGCAUGGUUAACUGAACAUGACAUGAAUUAAAAGUGAUAUGAUAUUAAAUAAAUAUAAAUAAGUGAUUUCUCUCUCCAGUCCCUGGAGCAAACUGCAAGUAUCUGGCUCUCCAUUAUGUUUUGUAGAAUAGCAGAAAGCUAGGAGACCAUGCUUCCGAGGAAAUUGUUUGGGUUCUCUGGAAAAAAGCUAUUACAGGUUCAGAGAAGAAAGAAACAUCACUUAUGUAGCUGUAAGUAACCAUCUCUGUGUCAUUCUCAGUACUGGGGUAUACCUUGAACUUGGAAGGCUCUCAGGGAAGCUAUAGCAAGAGCCUAAGACCCGUCAGAAACUAAAUUAAAUUCUUAUAUUCUAUCUUACUGUGACAGAACUUAAAGUAUGCCUUCAAUACACCUAUUUCAAUAUUAUGUUAUUAGCCAAAUGUAGAUGUUUAGUGCUGCAGACAGAGUUUUGUGUGUUGUGGUCCCAGGGUCUCUCCAGUCACUGGGUUGUUCAUCUUAAUCUCAUUUUAUUGCUUCCUUCCUUGCAUUUCUUUCUUGGUAGUAAACAUAAUGUUGAUACUGCAGUGAUAAAUUGAUGUAGUUCUGUCUUUCUACAUUUGUAUUCAUUUGGAAACUAAAUGUUGAUAAUAACAGUGUAGUUAGUAGUGUUGAUGCCAUUCCCUUGUUUUAGCAAAACUGAGCACUUAAUAUUUAUCUUCAAACCUGCUCUGGUACACUUAUUUUCACUCAAACCUUUGGUUUCACCUCUAGUAACUUCUGCAUCAGUGAUGCAUUUUCCAUAUGAAGUCAUGAAGACUAAAACUACGUUAAGAGAUAACAGUUCUUAAAUAAAGCAGAAAGAAUUGCAGAUUUUCGUAUGCACUGAGGUAAUACAUUUAAUAAAAUGUUCUCCUUUCCUCCUUAUGUAGACUCCAGCCUCUUCCAAGAACCUAUCCAGGCAAUGUCAGCUUAAUGGUCAAAACCUUAAAAUAGAGGUCAGAAGUGCUAAAUUUGGAUGUCCAAUUUAGUUUCUGUUACAGGGUUAUGAUUUCUAAGAACUUGUAACAUAGGAAAGUACUUACAUUUAGCACACAUUCCCAUUUAUUUCUGUUGGUACUUGGCUCUGCUCAUCAGUUCCAGGAUGAGUGCUCAGAGAAUAAGGAAUGAGCAAUCACACAGUAGUUAGGAGCAAGCAUUCACUGCCAAAACCAUGGUGCCUUUGUGCAUUUAUAAUAAUUUCCUCAUAUGUUACAAGCACAACUGUUUAAUCUGUAUCAUCCUCACUCUGUAGCACAUCAGAGGUGUAUGUCACUGACUUUUGACUUGGAGUUGAGCACACAAUAGCAUGUUGACGGGAUUUACUCAUACUUGCCCUUUAUGUGGAGUGAGCAUGAUGCUGAAGUAUGUCUUUCAGGAAUGGUCAGUUUGAAGUUCUUAUUCUAGCGUUUCUAUUGGACCAAUAGAGAUUUUGUCUACCUGAUGAAGCCAUCAGUGUCAGAACUGAUUUACGUAUACAUGAGUUUGGAAGUUCUCUUUAUUAGGCAGCAUCAGGCCUUUGCUGAGGCAGUAGCAAAUCUGGGACAAAGUUGUGUAGGGCUCAUUACUACUUGUUAAAUGUUACACACAAGUUGGGUUCCUCUGUACAGAGGAAGCUACAGGCCAUGUUGGUUGCUCUUGGUGGUUCAGGCUUUUUUGUGGAUGUCAUGUGUUGAGUCCUUACUUCUGACUUAUUUUUCACUUUAUUUUUCCUUCCCAGAUUUUGAUGUCACCUUCUUGUAGUCCUUCCCCAUAUAAACGAGGAGGCAAAUUUUAUUUCUGAAUGAGCCGAUCUAUUUUUGGAUUCCUUCUGUGACAAAUGACUAGGGAUUCUAGCAAUCGAACUUCCUCCAUUGCAAACCAUCUUAAUCAUCUGCAGACCAGGUAUCUUCUGAAAUCCAAACCUGAUCAGGAGAACAACCACAGAAACUAAAAGAAAUUGUAUUUCUCAAAAAUCAUUGUGUAUCAGAUACAGCGUCCAGAGGAGUGGCCUCAAUCCUCACCUUCUACUGUGCAACAGUUAUGAGCACAUAUUGUAGAGAGCAUCUUAAAACUGCAAAAUUCUGAAGGUUCUAAGGAGUGAGGAGUGAAUUCCAAUUCUUUCUGGUCCCUUCAGCAGCUAGCUGUCCGGCCCAGGAGAGGGAUACAAAGUUGCAUCCAAAGUAGUGAUUCUGUUGAGAAUUUGUCAACUAGUGGAAGUGAAAGCUGGUAGGCAGAAGAUCCUCCUUCUGUGAAGUUUUCCAUGCAGUGAGUCAGCAUUGGCAACUUGUUUAACAGUUUGAUGCUGACAGCUGUGAGGAUUCUGAAGGACUGAGACUGAAGCCCCUUGCACAUGUUGAACUGGUGUGAAAAAAUGUGCUGAGGGGUCUGUUGCCAUCAAACUAGGGAUCAGAGGGCUUCUUAUUUUUGGCUUGAAAUUGAACCAUAUUCUUUUGAGUUACCAUGUCUUGCCUGUGAGGUGGAAAAGACGAAGGUAACAGAUCUUUGAGGUUAUAGGCACUUGUGCUGAGGUCAAAUACCCCCGACAAUACUACAUACUGUUCUACAUGGGCUAAUGUACUAAUACUUAAAAUGGAGAGGUUGAGCAUCCUGCUCUGGUAGCCUGUCAUAAAGUCAAUGGGAAAUUAUUUAGAAGUCUAAGACUCCUAAUACAGAGGUUUUGUUGAGUCCUGAUCUUUGUGCUGUUACUCUGAAAUACCAUAUGAAGGAAUGGCAUGAGGUCUGUGUCCUAGCCUGGAUGCUCCAGAGCGAAAACUCCACACACCACCUUCUUACUGAGAGUAAUUGGAAGAAUCUAGAAGCAUGAGUUUAAAUUACAGAAAAGUGGUCAAAUGGUGCAAAUACCAGUAAGGAGUACCGCAUUAUCAAAGGGAUGUCCAGGAACUAUGGAAUGCUGUAGCCCACCUGGCAGAAAAAAGAAACUGGGAAAAAGCCAGACUUGAUGUGUGUCGGACACAUUAGAAUGUGGACACCAUCAAGGUUUCUGUGGAAAACUUGUCUUCACUUAAAAAGUAUUUGUACAGCUGCACCACAGAUACACGUGAAUUAUCACUUAAAAGAUAAACCAACAUAUUUCCUUACCAUAAUCUUAUUAGGUUUUUGACAUUAUUAAUUUUUAUACUCUGCACAUUUGUAUACAUGAUAUGGUAUGGUAUGAUACUUGCUCUUUAAUAUGUUUCUAUCACAGGUUGUAUUCCAGCGCAACAACACUAACUUAUAUCAGCAUGUUGUAAGACUUCUGAGACUGGUGGCAGGAUCACUAAAACAAUUUAACUGGAGAGUAGUUCCUCACAGGUAAACAUUACCAAAUGAGGAGAAAAGGAAGAUGCCAUCGAGUAUCGGCAGCAAGGCAUUCUUCUUCCCCAUGCAGUAUUAAGCACUCCCCGACACGAGAAACCUUGACAUACGCUCAAGCUCAAAGGAUGGUUGAAAUAGAAAUUGAAGGUCGCCUGCAUAGGAUCAGUAUCUUUGAUCCUUUAGAAAUUAUAUUAGAAGAUGAUCUUACUGCCCAGGAAAUGAGUGAAUGCAACAGCAAUAAAGAAAAUAGUGAAAGACCACCAGUUUGUCUAAGAAGCAAACGCCAUAAAAAUAACAAAGUGAAAAAGAAAAAUGAAGCUCUUCCGAGCUCACAUGGUAUACCUGCUACAACAGCUCCUCUUCCAGAACCAAAAGUACGGAUUGUUGAAUACAGUCCCCCUUCAGCUCCUCGGAGACCUCCAAUUUAUUACAAAUUUAUUGAGAAGUCAGCAGAAGAACUUGAUAACGAAGUUGAGUAUGACAUGGAUGAAGAAGAUUAUGCAUGGUUAGAAUUGAUCAAUGAUAAGCGGAAAAGUGAUGGAGUGUCUGUUGUUUCCCAAAAUAUGUUUGAAUUCCUUAUGGAUAGGUUUGAAAAAGAGUCUUAUUGUGAGAACCAAAAACAGGGUGAUCAUCAGUCUUUAAUUGAUGAAGAUGCAGUGUGUUGUAUAUGCAUGGAUGGUGAAUGUCAGAACAGCAAUGUGAUCCUGUUUUGUGAUAUGUGUAAUUUAGCAGUACAUCAGGAAUGCUAUGGGGUGCCAUAUAUACCUGAGGGCCAGUGGCUCUGCAGACACUGUUUGCAGUCCCGCUCUCGGCCUGUAGACUGUGUGCUGUGCCCAAACAAGGGAGGUGCCUUUAAAAAGACAGAUGAUGAUCGUUGGGGACACGUGGUGUGUGCUCUGUGGAUUCCAGAAGUUGGAUUUGCCAAUACGGUUUUUAUUGAGCCAAUUGAUGGUGUCAGGAACAUUCCCCCAGCCAGAUGGAAGUUAACAUGCUACCUCUGUAAACAGAAAGGUGUUGGUGCCUGCAUCCAGUGCCACAAAGCAAACUGCUAUACUGCAUUCCAUGUGACGUGUGCUCAAAAGGCUGGUCUGUAUAUGAAAAUGGAACCUGUGAAAGAACUAACUGGCAGUGGAACAACAUUCUCUGUGAAAAAGACUGCCUAUUGCGAUGUACAUACUCCACCAGGUUGCACACGGAGACCACUCAAUAUUUACGGAGAAGCUGAAAUCAAAAACGGUGUUUGCAGAAAGGAGGGAUCAGUCAGAACUGCUAGGUCUACAUCAAAAAUCAGGAAAAAGACAAAAAAAGCCAAGAAAACAGUGGUUGAACCCUGUACAGUUAUGCCAACAGUAUCUGCUCCUUAUAUUCCCCCCCAGAGAUUAAAUAAGAUUAUGAAUCAGGUGGCCAUUCAGCGAAAGAAGCAUUUUGUUGAACGAGUGCACAGUUACUGGUUGCUCAAAAGACUGUCUAGGAAUGGUGUUCCACUCUUGAGAAGGCUGCAAUCCAGUUUACAGUCACAAAGAAACACACAACAGAGAGAAGAUGAUGAAGAAAUGCUAGCCUUAAAAGAAAAAUUGAAGUACUGGCAAAGGCUGCGCCAUGAUCUUGAAAGAGCACGUUUAUUGAUAGAACUUAUACGUAAGCGUGAAAAAUUAAAAAGAGAACAGGUCAAGCUUGAGCAGGUUACUAUGGAACUUCAGCUUAUUCCAUUCACUGUACUUCUGCGAUCGGUUCUGGAUCAGCUGCAGGAAAAGGAUUCUGCUCGUAUAUUUGCUCAGCCGGUGAACCUUAAAGAGGUUCCAGACUAUUUGGAUCAUAUUAAACAUCCUAUGGAUUUCUCUACCAUGCGGAAACGGUUAGAAGCUCAAGGCUAUAAAAACCUCACUGAGUUUGAAGAAGACUUCAAUCUGAUCAUAGAUAACUGUAUGAAGUACAAUGCAAAAGAUACAAUAUUUUAUAGAGCUGCAGUGCGGUUACGAGAUCAAGGAGGUGUAGUUCUCAGGCAAGCCAGGCGAGAUGCUGAAGGAAUUGGUUAUAACAAUGAAACUGGAAUGCACUUACCAGAACGGCCUAAACUUGAGUCACCCCAGCCUUUCUCUUGGGAAGAUGUGGAUAGGUUACUGAAUCCUGCAAACAGAGCACAUAUGUCCUUGGAAGAACAGCUGAGAGAGCUGCUAGAAAAACUUGAUCUCACCUGUGCAAUGAAAUCCAGUGGGUCAAGGAGCAAAAGAGCAAAGCUGUUAAAGAAAGAAAUCAGCAUUAUUCGCAACAAACUCAGUCAGCAACACAACCAAGCUCCUCAAAUAGAGUCAGGUAUUGGAAGUUUCGAGGAAGAAAGUGCGGCAUUAGAUCAAGAUGGAGAAGAAGAAGGAGAUAAAUCUCCCCCUAAACUUGAACCAUCAGAUGCAUUACCUCUUCCUUCAAACUUGGAGACUAAUUCAGAACCACCAACCCUCAAACCAGUAGAACUCAAUCCAGAGCAGAGUAAGCUUUACAAAAGAGUAAAAUUUGAUAAUGAAUUAUAUAGCACUUCCAUUCAGAAAGAAAUAAAUGGACACACUCCAGAACACUUACUUGACAGUAAUCUCAAUGAGUCGACUGUUUCUGCUGUAGCUGAGUCAUCAACUGAUGUAAACAGACGUACAUCCAUUCUCUUCUGCAAAUCGAAAAGUAUAAGCCCCCAAAAGUCUGCAAAGAACACUGAAACCCAGCCAACUUCUCCACAGCUAGGGACCAAAACCUUUUUGUCUGUAGUCCUUCCAAGGUUGGAGACACUUCUGCACCCAAGGAAAAGAUCAAGGAGUGCAUGUGGAGAUUCUGAGGUUGAUGAUGAGUCCCCUGUAAAGCGCUUGGAUACAGGUCUAUCAAAUGGUUUUGGAGAUGAAAGUAAAGAGAGAGCAUUAGAUGAUACUCCAGGAAGAAAAGUUGAACCUCGUCGCCGCUGUGCAUCAGAAUCUAGUAUUUCAUCUAGUAACAGUCUCUUGUGUAACUCAAGUUUUAGUCUCCCGAAGUGUGGGAAGGGUAAACCUGCCCUGAUACGGAGACACACGCUGGAAGAUCGAAGUGAACUGAUAUCUUGCAUUGAAAAUGGAAACUAUGCCAAAGCAGCAAGAAUUGCAGCUGAAGUUGGGCAUAGCAGUAUGUGGAUUUCAACUGAUGCUGCAACAUCUGUUCUUGAGCCUCUAAAAGUAGUAUGGGCCAAAUGCAGUGGAUAUCCCUCUUACCCAGCUCUGAUUAUUGACCCUAAGAUGCCUCGUGUUGCUGGCCAUCACAAUGGUGUUACUAUACCAGUGCCACCUCUGGAUGUACUGAAAAUUGGAGAACAAAUGCAGACCAAAUCAGAUGAGAAACUAUUCUUAGUACUAUUUUUUGACAACAAAAGAAGUUGGCAGUGGCUUCCCAAAUCCAAAAUGGUUCCCCUUGGGAUAGAUGAGACCAUAGACAAGUUAAAAAUGAUGGAAGGACGGAACUCGAGCAUACGAAAAGCAGUAAGAAUUGCUUUUGAUCGUGCUAUGAAUCACCUGAGUCGAGUCCAUGGAGAGCCAGUCAGUGACUUCAGUGAUAUUGACUAACAGAGAUUCUCUAGCAAGGCAUGAAAAAUACCACAGAGACUUGAACUCUACUAAUGAACCUCUUUGUCUAAAAGAAUGUAUUGAAGAUACAACCCCUUAAUUGUUGAUUCAGUGGCUGAGUUCUGCAAACUUGAAAUAGUUGAGCAAUUCUUCUAAAUCACCAUUGCCAUAUUGAUUAAUUAUUUUAUUGUGUUGUAGAUUGGAGGAUUUUCCACUAAACCUGUUAAAAUGUCUUGUUCAUAGUGUUCAUAAUUGUACAUAAAUGUAUAUUCAACACUUAACUUAUUCUGAUUUUAGAAGUAGCUCCUUAAAUCCUUUUAUAAUUUUGUUGGGGAGGGAAUUGGUUUUUGUUUUUUCCAUGCUUUUUACUUUUUUUUUUCUUUCUUUCUGAGGUUGUUACCUAAGCACCAUCUUCCAGCUUGAGGUGUUUAGUGGAUCUUAAAGCCUAAUAUCAAAAUGGCAUCAAAUAUAUGUUUGCCUAAAUCAUAUACAGUAUGGUGCUGCUUGUAUCAUUUCUUCCUUGGUCUGUAGCUUCUGAAAAAGACUUCUGAAUGUUUGUGUAAAUUGUUGCUCUUUGCACAAAGUACCACAUAUUUAAGAUUGAUGUAAAUUUACAAUUACAAAUAUGUAUUUUAAGAAAGGAAGUUGCAUUAUUUUGGAGGGUACUUUGUGAGAAAGACAUCAAUAAAAAUUAUACUAUGUACAUCACUUGCAAAUCACCAAAAACACUCCAUUGUUGCCCAAAAUGACUUAAGGUUGUUACUGUUUUAAACAAACCUGGCUUAAAGCCUGCAAGCACAUUAUUUCUUUCAAAACCAUAUCCCAUUUAUCUCUCAUUGGUUUAAUUUUGUUGAUAUGUGUGCCUCCCUGUGUUUUAUUUAUUGUAGAAAAUGUAUUAAUUUGCUUUAUAAUGAAAAAUAAAAUUGACAAAUAUAUUGAUAUGCAUUUUUAUACAGGCACAUGAGAAGACAACUUGCUUUGGGAGAAAAAUGUAUUGGAAAUUGUAUAAAAUAACUCGAUGGUUUGUGUGUAAUUCGGUUUUUUGGUAACUUGUAAUCUUUUGUUUCCAAUGAGGGGAUUUAUGUAACUUUUAAUUUAGAACACUUUGGUAGCAAUAGAAACUUUGGAUACAUUUUUGUAUGGUACAUGUGAUGUAUAUAGAAUUAGUACUUUAUUUUUAUUUUUAAGAAGUAAAGCAUUAUGUUUGGGCAGGGGGAAGAAGGAGGGUGGGUUUCCAGAACUGCGUUUUUAUAUUAAAAAGAAAAAAAAAUAAAGUCAAGAUAUUGAUUGUUGUAGC
Messenger RNA from Haemorhous mexicanus (house finch), 10576 nucleotides. RefSeq names its product bromodomain containing 1 (gene BRD1). Lineage: Eukaryota; Metazoa; Chordata; Aves; Passeriformes; Fringillidae. The record is from RefSeq and is a predicted model, not a curated record. Bases 5719 to 9279 code for a protein of 1186 amino acids. Gene Ontology annotation, cellular component: MOZ/MORF histone acetyltransferase complex. Gene Ontology annotation, biological process: regulation of transcription by RNA polymerase II. Gene Ontology annotation, molecular function: protein binding. The transcript has 17 exons.